Molecule: messenger RNA, 1628 nt
Organism: Salvia miltiorrhiza (redroot sage)
Lineage: Eukaryota; Viridiplantae; Streptophyta; Magnoliopsida; Lamiales; Lamiaceae
Product: mitochondrial metalloendopeptidase OMA1
Exons: 3
Coding region: 165-1466 (433 amino acids)
Cellular component (GO): membrane
Molecular function (GO): metalloendopeptidase activity
Source: RefSeq, a predicted model, not a curated record
GCUGCAGGUCAAAUUGACGGUCGAGGGUUCCUGUCCCACUAUCGCGUUCUUUUUUCGUGAAGCCAAAGUUUCGAAACUUCCAUUACCUUCUUUCCCUCUUCCAUUAUACAUCAGAACCUGACCUCAAAUUUUCUGAUUUCAAGUAAAUUUGAGCGAUCCACGUCAUGGGAUGGUACCGGAGAUCGUCAAGAUUUCUUUUCGAUGCUUUUCGUCGCUCCAAUUCCAAGACUCCCGUUCAAGAAUCUGUUUAUCCAAAUACAUUUUCUUCUAGAUCUGUUUCAAGCGGGUCAAGAAUUUGUCAACCGUUUUUCAGGCUGCAGAAUGUGGUGAAGAACAACCAACGGAAAAACCCUUUUGAUGGGGCAAAGAGGUUCUAUUUCGUUGACGGAGACAAAGUUCACCACUUCAAAGCCAGGGGAUACAAACGGUGGAGUCAGAAUCCAAAAGUUGUAUCUUCGAUAUUUUUGGUAGGUACUGGUGUUGUAGUCACUGUAUAUUUUGGGAAUUUGGAGACGGUGCCCUACACAAAGAGAACCCAUUUCGUGCUUCUCUCGAGUUCUCUGGAGAAGCACAUAGGCGAGACAAGUUUCAAGAGUGUUAAAUCAGAAUACAAAGGGAAAAUUCUUCCCCCUCUUCACCCAGAGAGUAUUAGGGUUCAGAAGAUAGCGCAGGACAUAGUUGAGGCUGUGAAGAAGGGAUUGAGGAAGGAGCAGGUGUGGACUGACAUUGGGUACUCAUCGGAAAGCGCGCCUCCGCAGGAGGCUCGUGAACAGGAGGCCGUGAGAGCAUUCGGUGAUGAGGCGGAGAAGUGGAGUGGUGAGGAUAAGUGGCGUAAGGAGGAUGAGAUGCUUGAUGAUGGAUGGGUUCAACAGAGUAGGAAGAAGGGUCAAGAGACGGGCGUCAAAUCUCAAACUGCACAUCUGGAGGGAUUCAAAUGGGAGGUUAUCGUUGUUAACGACCCCACUGUUAAUGCCUUCUGUUUGCCUGGUGGCAAGAUUGUUGUUUUCACUGGCUUGCUUAAUCAUUUUAGAGCCGAUGCUGAAAUCGCAACCAUCCUUGGGCAUGAGGUUGCACAUGCUGUUGCGAGGCACACUGCAGAGAAUAUCUCCAAAAACGUGUGGCUAGCAAUCUUGCAGUUGAUUCUUUACCAAUUUUUCAUGCCUGAUGUUGUCAACACAAUGUCGAAUCUCUUCCUCAGGCUUCCUUUUUCCCGGAGGAUGGAGAUGGAAGCGGAUUACAUUGGAGUGCUUUUAAGUGCUUCAGCAGGGUAUGAUCCUCGGGUAGCUCCUCAGGUGUACGACAAGUUGGGUGAAAUUGGAGGUAGUUCGCGAUUGCAAGAUUAUCUCGCUACUCAUCCUUCUGGAAAGAAGAGAGCCCAACUACUGUCUCAGGCUGUAGUCAUGGAGGAAGCCCUUUCCAUAUAUAGGGAGGCGCAGGCUGGCAACGGUGUCGAGGGUUUUCUCUAAGUUUUACUAGUUUAUUUACCAUCCUCUCUUUCUUUCAUGUAAGUUAGAGAUCAUUUUCUGCAUUCACUUGCUUGCAUAUUCAGAAUUAAUAAAAUUGUAAUUAGAGAUUGAUGAAUUCUAGUUGGGGUUCGGAUCAAAUAAUAUUCAUAAUUUUCAACUUCA